Molecule: messenger RNA, 1324 nt
Organism: Juglans microcarpa x Juglans regia
Lineage: Eukaryota; Viridiplantae; Streptophyta; Magnoliopsida; Fagales; Juglandaceae
Product: B-box zinc finger protein 21
Exons: 3
Coding region: 166-1071 (301 amino acids)
Biological process (GO): photomorphogenesis; regulation of DNA-templated transcription
Cellular component (GO): nucleus
Molecular function (GO): zinc ion binding
Source: RefSeq, a predicted model, not a curated record
UGCAUACUUUAGUACUGUUAUCUCCAUCCGCUGUAUAUUUAUCUAUUUUUGCAACUUUCUCUGUUCCUUCUCUGGAGGUGUCAAUCCAGUCGCACCUGUUUCUUUCUGCCCAUCAUUUCUGGUACCUUUUCUUCUCUCCUGCCGGCUACCACAAACAACGGAUAGAUGAAGAUCCAGUGUGAUGUCUGUGACAAAGACGAGGCCUCGGUGUUCUGCACCGCCGACGAGGCAGCUCUCUGCAACGCCUGCGACCACCGCGUCCACCAUGCCAACAAGCUCGCCUCCAAGCAUCAACGCUUCUCGCUUCUCCAUCCUUCUUCCAAACAAGUCCCACUCUGCGACGUUUGCCAGGAGAGGCGAGCUUUCCUGUUCUGUCAGCAGGACAGAGCGAUUCUGUGCAGAGAGUGUGAUUUUCCGAUUCACACGGCCAACGACCUCACCCAGAAGCAUAACAGGUUCCUUCUCACAGGCGUUAAGCUCUCUGCUACCUCUAAUGUCUAUACCUCCUCCUCCUCAACCACCGUUGCUUCAACCAACAGUUAUGAUUCUGUUCCCAAUCAUCACAAAUCUCAGCCUGUGAAUACCAACAACUCCGUUGCUGCUCCUAUUUCAACUUCACAGCCACCUUUGCUGGCCAAAAACUCAGCUUCAAAUACAAGUACUACAGCAUUAGUCAGUGACAAAGGAGGUGAGAAUUUUCCAACGGACCAAACAAGUAGCAUAUCUGAAUACUUGAUAGAGACUCUUCCGGGCUGGCACGUUGAGGAUUUUCUUGAUUCGACUUCUGCUCCCUUUGGUUUCUGUAAGAGUGAUGAUUGUGUAUUGCCGUUUCUGGAUGCUGGUCUUGAUCAGAGCAAUACAGAUACUUUCUCGCCCGAUAUCAGUUUUGGAAUCUGGGUCCCUCAACAACCUGCUGCUCUGUGUCCUCCGCAACUGGCUGGGCUCAACGAGAAGAAGGAAGCCACGAAUUUGAAACUCAACAGAUCAAGGUGCAUGGACGAUGGUUUCACUGUUCCACAAAUUAGCCCUCCCUCCAGUACUUGCCCCAAGAGAUCCAGACUUUUUUGGUAGAAUGAAAGCGCCUCCAAAUCUCGUCAAGGCUCGUGUUCAUAUUUUCCUGAUUUGGCUUGAAUGUUGUAUGUUUUCUUUUCUUCAUUUCUGUUCCUUUUUUUACGUUUUAUCUUCUUUUUCCGCUUCUUGAAUGUGCUAUUGUAACCCAGCGCAGGCUAAGUUUUCGUAGUUUCGUCUGUUGUCCUCCUUGUACUUUUGCAGAUGCAUGCAUCAUUUGAACAUAUCAACAAUGCAAUUUCCGGAACUUUUCGCU